CUUUGGCUCGUUGAGGACCGGCCGGUGCCCCGCCGCCGCCGCUUCGUCUGCUGCCGAUUCGCGAUUCUGGGUCCGCCCCAUUUCGGCAUUCGAGGAGGGGUGGGAGGAAGCAUGGUGGUCUCGGCGCCGAUCACGGCUGGACAGGUGUCUUUUUUACUUGGCAUCAUCCCAGUAUUUAUCGCCUGGAUAUAUUCGGAAUUGCUGGAGUUCAGGAAGUCCUCUUCGGUUUCCAAAGUGCACUCAGACAAUAAUCUGGUGGAAUUGGGAAAUGGUACUGCCAAGGAAGAAGAUCGAGCUGUUCUUUUGGAAGGAGGCCUUCCCAGAUCAGCCUCUGCAAAGUUUCAUAGUUCAUCCAUUAAAACAAAUUUGAUCAGGUUUUUGACAAUGGACGACUCUUUCUUGCUAGAGAACCGAGCAACUCUUAGAGCAAUGUCUGAGUUUGGAGCAGUCUUAUUCUACUUCUACAUCUGUGAUCGAACGAAUAUAUUGGGAGAUUCUACGAAGAGUUACAAUAGGGACCUUUUCCUCUUUCUCUAUGCUCUUCUCCUCAUUGUAGCAGCGAUGACUUCAAUGAAGAAGCAUAACGACAAGUCAGCAUUUUCUGGGAAAGCCAUUCUUUACCUUAAUAGGCAUCAGACUGAGGAAUGGAAAGGAUGGAUGCAGGUUCUCUUUUUGAUGUAUCACUACUUUGCAGCAGCAGAAAUUUACAACGCGAUCCGUGUAUUUAUUGCUGCAUAUGUUUGGAUGACGGGAUUUGGCAAUUUUUCCUAUUAUUACAUUAGGAAGGAUUUCAGUCUUGCUCGUUUUGCUCAGAUGAUGUGGCGACUAAACUUUUUCGUGAUAUUUUGCUGCAUUGUUCUCAACAAUGACUACAUGCUGUACUACAUCUGCCCUAUGCACACGCUUUUCACUGUUAUGGUUUAUGGAGCCUUGGGUAUUCUCAACCAGUAUAAUGAGAUAAGAUCGGUGAUGAUUGCGAAGAUAUUUGCUUGCUUUCUGGUGGUUAUAUUGAUAUGGGAGAUUCCAGGUGUUUUCGAAAUUUUCUGGGGCCCAUUAGCAUUUCUAUUAGGAUAUACUGAUCCAGCAAAACCUGAUCUGCCUCGAUUGCAUGAGUGGCAUUUUAGAUCCGGACUUGAUCGUUACAUUUGGAUCAUUGGAAUGAUAUAUGCCUAUUACCAUCCGACGGUUGAGAGAUGGAUGGAGAAACUGGAGGAACUGGAAAACAAGAGAAAGGUCACAAUAAAAUCGGGAAUCGUUGCAGUUGCCGUAUUUGUGGGUUACCUGUGGUAUGAAUAUAUCUACAGACUGGACAAAGUGACAUACAACAAGCUCCACCCUUACACAUCCUGGAUUCCUAUCACGGUAUACAUUUGCUUGCGAAAUUUCACUCAGCAGUUCCGGAAUUAUUCUUUGACUCUCCUCGCGUGGCUUGGCAAGAUUACAUUGGAGACAUAUAUUUCCCAGUUCCACAUCUGGUUGAGAUCGAACUCGCCAAAUGGACAGCCUAAAUGGCUUCUUUCUCUCAUCCCAGACUAUCCUAUGUUGAACUUCAUGCUGACAACUGCGAUAUAUGUUCUUGUUUCUCACCGUCUCUUUGUAUUGACCAAUACGUUGAAGGGAGUUUUUGUACCGACAAAAGAUGAUAAGAAGCUGCUGUCCAAUUUUCUUGCCGGCAUAGGCAUUUCUGUAGCUCUGUAUUCCAUUUCCUUCAUUGUUCUUCAGAUCCCUCACACACCCGCCUGAACAAAUAUUGAAAACCGGUAAAGUUUAGCUGCUGGAGGCAAUACGACACAAUGGAUGAAGCAAAUAAGAUGUAAGAAAAAGACAGCGCUAACAAUUCUUCAGGCGAAUUGCCCGGGAUACUGCGACGGAGAUGGAAAAUGGUAGUGUGAAUUCAACCCUGGAAAUAUGGCAUGUCAUAAGAGGAAAAAGGUGAUUGCUUUAAUAGUUUGCGAGUGUGGCCUUGUAGAAUUACCUGCCAAGUCACCCAUCAUUCGUUAGGUCUAUUAGCAAGAAAAAUGUGGGUCCACGUUGCAUAAGUUUUCCGGCGCCUGCUCAUCCGAUUAAGUUUUGUUCCUGAUGAUUUUUGUUAUUUUUUCGUUUUCAAUUGUGAAUUAGUUUCUCUGAAGAAAAUGUGGAUCUACAGAGAUGUAUAUUUAAAAGAAUUCAUUUCCAGCAUCCUGAAAUCGAUCGAUUGAAAUCGUCAAUUUAUCGUAAA
Molecule: messenger RNA, 2218 nt
Organism: Syzygium oleosum
Lineage: Eukaryota; Viridiplantae; Streptophyta; Magnoliopsida; Myrtales; Myrtaceae
Product: protein REDUCED WALL ACETYLATION 3
Exons: 16
Coding region: 112-1743 (543 amino acids)
Biological process (GO): xyloglucan metabolic process; plant-type secondary cell wall biogenesis; xylan biosynthetic process
Cellular component (GO): Golgi apparatus
Molecular function (GO): acetyltransferase activity
Source: RefSeq, a predicted model, not a curated record